Molecule: messenger RNA, 797 nt
Organism: Triticum aestivum (bread wheat)
Lineage: Eukaryota; Viridiplantae; Streptophyta; Magnoliopsida; Poales; Poaceae
Exons: 2
Coding region: 169-453 (94 amino acids)
Source: RefSeq, a predicted model, not a curated record
GCGCAAACGGGCAACGACGACUCAGCCGGCAGGCAACCAAGAAACAACUGCUGCUUUAUCAGUUUCUUCCAUCCACCCCAAAGAUCACAGGACAAGGAGAGAAAGGGAGUGAUAUUUUCAGAGAUUUCCGAGGAGAGUGGAAAGAGAUCGAUCGGCCAAGAACCGAAGAUGUGCAUGGACCGAUCCCCGGUGCCGGCCAAGAAGAUAUGGCUCGCCAUCGCGUCCCGCCUCGGCCUCCGGCCGACAGCUGGGCUUAGGAACCUGAGGAAGGAGGUGAGGACGUGCGAGUACCGCGACGUCCACAUCAUGUGGGAGAUGUUGAGGGAGAUGGACUCCCCGGUGCCCCUGGAGGAGAAGCAGGCCGCCGGGGCCGCGGCCGUCGCGGCGGCCGCCGGCGCCAGGAAGAAGAAGGCGGCGUGGAGCCGCUUCGUCUACUACUGCUGCGCGUUCUGAGCUCGAGGACGUGAUAGCUGAAAGUGGAGAUUGGACAGCUGGAUCCGCAUCGUCAGAAUUAGAGCAGGCGCAGAGAGGCCGUGUGUAGAUAGAAACUAGGUCGACUGCCAGUUCUUCGCCGUGUUGGGUCACUUCAUGUCGAAGUAGCCGGAGCUCUUCUUCGCCUGGAUCUCGAGUCCACCACAGAUCUGCAUCACCUUCUUCCCCACCGUCUGCGGCUUGGCUUAGAUGUACUUGAAGAGCACCCAGUUGGGCGGGAGCCAAGAAACCCCUUGCACAAUGUGAUGAAGCACGAGAGGUGUGCCACCCGGUUGUUUUUUUUUUGGAUUAAGCCAGUUUUAUUA